Messenger RNA from Owenia fusiformis, 1405 nucleotides. The record is from the annotation of a GenBank genome assembly. NCBI's taxonomy places the organism in Eukaryota, Metazoa, Annelida, Polychaeta, Sabellida, Oweniidae.
CACUGGUACAAAGAGCAAGAUAAAUCAGUUGACCUAAAUACAUGUUUAUCAAAAGCCACCAUUUUGUGUAUUUUUCAAACAAGGAAAUAAGUUUUAGUAAAAAUGUGAGAAUUUUAAGCUACAUAAACCGACAAAUGAACAAGCAUUUACUAAUUAAAGGAUUUGUCAAAAAAAGAAGUAUACUGAUGUACUCCAAAGGAUCUCGAAUACAAAAGGAUUACACUCGGAUGAGGAUUUAAAGAAAUAGGUGUUUACAAAGCUGGAUUUGAAGUCAACUGAAAUAUGUUGGGACUUAUAGCUGUAGCAGCUCUUGCUGGUGUGAUAGGUGCUGCAGUGGCUUAUUAUUUUACAUGUAGGACAAAGCACAAGGAAGUUAGUGUGUCUACAUUCAUCCAAGCACCACCAGAGGCUGUGUUUAACUUCAUAAAGGAGCCUGAUAACAUGAUGCAUGUACACCCGUCUAUUAUCCACAUAGCAGUGACAGAGCGCGACGUGGACAGAUAUGGUACAGAGAGGUUGACCUUCACCCAAGAAGAGAGACUAUGUACAUUCUAUGUUAAUUCACUAUCAAUGCCUAAGGAAGGACGUAUGGAGUAUGAGUUCACAACACCAAGCAAGAUGCCAAGCAAGUUAGCUGGAACAGGCUGGUUUAAAGGUGAUGGUGUGAUGUCUGUGGAGGCCUCAGCCCUAGAUGGUCACUAUGGCAGCCUGCUCACCAGUGAGACCCACCUUAAGACUCCCCACAUGAAGGAGGCCUCUGCAGCUGACUACCUGUACGAGACACGCAACAAGAUGCUGGAGAACGUGAAAUCUUACAUAGAGAAUGGAGGCCAGCUUCCACCCAAGAAAGAAUAUGUUCAACCUCCUCCCCCUGAACCUGUUGAGCCACCAGCUGUUGAUGACACAGAUGUUGAUGCAGAAGUUGCAGCUGUGACAGAUGCAGCAUCUGGAGUUAUGGAUGAAACCACUGAUGCAAAACCAGAGAAAAAGAAAUCAAAGUUCAACUUUAAGAAGGAUAAAAAGGACAAGAAACCAAAGGAUGCCCCACCUCCACCACCCUCUGCAGAGGAGCUUUCCAAAGAAAUUGACCUUUAAAUACUAUUCUCAAUGAAAAAGUGAAACAUGUGAUACUUAGAGAUGUGUAGAUGUAUCUUAAUGUGGCACUCCAUGGGUGUAUAGGAUAGAGCAAGUUUUCAGAUAUUCUUCAAUGAAUUUUAAUCUGCAUUAUGUAUAUAAUAUAUGAUCAGUAAACAACAAAACCUUCUCAACUGAGCUUAAAGCCUGAUUUUUUCUUUGUCGAAGUAUGCAAAUGAUUUAAUAGGGACUCAGUUAUAUCUUUUUCGAGAAGAAAAACAUCAGGGUCUAGAUUUGAAUCGUGUGGGCUUUGGUUACAGUAUUAGUAAUC